Molecule: messenger RNA, 924 nt
Organism: Fragaria vesca subsp. vesca
Lineage: Eukaryota; Viridiplantae; Streptophyta; Magnoliopsida; Rosales; Rosaceae
Exons: 2
Coding region: 106-504 (132 amino acids)
Cellular component (GO): mitochondrion
Source: RefSeq, a predicted model, not a curated record
ACAGCAUCAAUUUUAAAUACCAAAAUUACCCCAUCAAUUUGUGCAGGACAAAAACCCUAGCCCCACCCCAAACCCACCAAGCUCCUCCUUUCUUCCUCUGCAUCAAUGGCCGGUGGUCGCUUCCGCGAGCUUUUGAAGAAGUACGGCAAGGUGGCGCUGGGGGUCCACUGCUCCGUCUCGGCCGCCUCCAUCGCCGGACUCUACGUCGCCAUCAAGAGCAACGUCGACGUCGAGUCGCUGAUUGAGAAGCUCCCCAACCUAAACCCUCUUAAAUCCUCUACCGAAGAGAAACCCACCUCGGAAAGUGGGCCCUCGGCGGCUGUGGUGGAGGAGAAGAAGAGAAACCGGACGGCGGAGCUGGCGGCCACAAGCGGCGGCGCUCUGGCAUUGGCUUUUCUCUGCAACAAGGCUCUGUUUCCGAUUCGGGUUCCGAUUACGCUGGCGGUUACGCCUCCUUUGGCUAAGUUCUUGGCCAGGAGGAGGCUUAUCAAGACUGGUCUAUGAUUUGGGGAAGGAGAAAUGUAACCUGUCCAGCUUUGGACGUUGUGACAGCACCAAGUGGAAUCCUGAAUUUUGCACAAAGUAGGGAAUCUAGGUUUUAUACGAGUGUUUCUAGAAAACAAAGCAGGAAAAUUUGUUCCAAUGUUUUAGUCCGUUACGGCAUAGUUUGCUUGUUUGACCUUGAAUCACGUCGAAAUGAAGACAUCAGCUUCAGAGGCAAAUCCUUUUACUUAUUGCUGUUGUUAAUAUUUGAACUAAUUUUAGUUUACCCCCAUCAACUUUAGGUCGAUCAUCAUGUUAGUCAUUCCUCUUUCAAUUUUAAAAACACCCCUAAACUCCCAAUUUGCACCAGCCGCGCAUGUCCAAACCUUUAAUUUCUAUCUAAUUCCUCUGUCAAGUGAUGACUUGAUAUCAAGAAGAAAG